UCGGGGGCGGGGCUCCGCUGAGGGCCGGAAGAUGGCGCCGCCCAGGCGCGGCCGGGCCCGGCGGUGCCGGUGGCUCCCGGCCGGGGCUCCCCCGCCUUGAGGGACCUUCGGGGAGGGUGACCCGGCAGCUCCGGUGCCUCGGUGCCGGCGGAGAUGGAGCAGCGCCUGGCUGAGCUGGUGGAGGAGCUCACCACCUCCGGGGAGCCGCAGCUGGAGCCCGGCAGGAUGAAGGAGCUGAAGAAGAUCUGCAAGGCGUCGGAGGAGCACAUCAGGCACGCGUUCCACCUGCUGCUGACGCGGCUCCAGGAGGAGCACGCCGAGAUGCGCCUCUCCGCCUUCCAGGUGGUGCAGGAGCUGUUCGCCAGGUCCCACCACUUCAGGACGCUGCUCAUCUCCAACUUCCAGGGCUUCCUGGAGCUCACGGUGGGGAUAGACCACGAGCAGCCGCUUCCCCCGCCCAGGGAGGUGGCGCAGAAGCUGAGGAGAGCGGCCAUCCAGGCGGUGCAGGACUGGCACGAGAAAUACGGGGAGGCCUACAAGCAGCUUUCCCUGGGAUACCACUUCCUGAAGCAGAACAAGAAGGUGGAUUUUCAGGAUGUGCAUGCCAGAACUGUGGCUGAAAGGAGGAGGGAAGAGGAGAAGCAGAAACGACUGGAGAACAUUUACAAAGAAAAAGUCAAAAGAACUGAAAAAGAAAUGGAAGAAAUGUCCCAGGAGAUUGCUGAUACACUGACAGAGAUGGAAAACUGUUUCCAGCUGCUGAUGCCAGAUCCUUUCAAUUUUGGGGUGAACGAGAUUGACCCGGAGCUCAGCAAACAAACAUCUGCUGAUGAGGCCAGAGCUGCAUCCCCCUUGUGCUCCCAGGGGGAAGUUAACCCAUCCUCUUUGGGGUGCAUGGAUGACGAGCAGCCAUGCUGCAGCAAGGACAUUCUUCCUGUUCCUCAGUGUGAGAAGCCUGAGCAAGAAGAGCUGGAUGGAGGCACACGCUCAGACAUUCCAUACAGUGGCCCUGCUCUCGAUGAUGAUGAUGAUGAUUACCAGAGUUUUGUUAGGAACCAUGGGCUUAUUUCACAUAAAUAUACUCUAGACCUUGAAAUCUCCACAGAUAUAAAAGUGCAAGAGAAUGAAGAUAAUACUGCCAUCAUAAACAGUGUCAUGGAUGCUCACAAACUUCUCAGAAAUAAGUUCUGGCCUUCUGUGCAGUCCUGGAUUCAGCUGCUUACCAGAGCAGGAGUCAAUGAUGAUCGGCUGAGACGUGCCAUUGAACUCAAGAAUAAAAUGGAGACUGCUAUGAAGAAAUACAAGGAAAUGGACAUUUCCUUUAAAGCCAGAAAAGUGAUGAAAGCCUCGGAUGAUGAUGAUGAUGAGGAUGAAGAUGAGUUUGUGGAGGUCCCUGAGAAGGAAGGUUAUGAGCCCCACAUUCCAGACCACCUGCGUAAGGAAUAUGGGCUUGAACCCCAGUCACCUCCAAAAGCCCCGGUGGUGAAGGCAUCGGCAGGAGCAGCUCCGCUGAGCUCCCGCACUCGGCUCCGAGGGAACGAGGAUGAACUCGAUCCAACCUGUGCAGCUGCCACCCUGAAACUGCUCAGAGACAAACUACCAAAGCUACCAUCUCCUCGUGCCAGUGAAUCUGCAACUUCUGAGGCAGCAAACUUGGAAGAUCCUGACAGUAAAAGAAGAAAACUAGAAGAAAGAGCUAAAGCCCCCCUCAUGCCUUUUGGAUUAGAUCUUCACUACUGGGGAGAGGAUCAGCCAAGUGCUGGGAAGAUUCUCAAAUUUACCUCUGAGCAUCGAUUUUGGGCUCCCAGUGAAGUAGAGGAAGAGGUGGAAAAUAAAGAAAUUACAGAAAUGUUAAAAACGAGGUAUAUAACAUUUGCUGGCAAGUUUGAGCCAGUGAAACACAAAUGUCGAGCACCCAUGCCUGAUGGAAGUCUGUGUGAGAGACAAGAUCGGAUUAAGUGCCCUUUCCAUGGAAAGAUAAUUCCUCGGGAUGACUCUGGGAUUCCUGUAAAUGCAGAGGACAGAGCCAGAGAAGAAAAGAUGAAGUUUGAGAAGCAAGCAGCCCAGCCAGAGUGGCGAGAUCCAGAAUUCAUGAGAGAAGUUGAAGCUGCUACAGGACUGGAUCUUGGUUCCUCUAAAAGUAAUGGAAAAGGACAGAAAAAGAAAGGGAAGAAGCAAAAAUAUCCAAAUCUGACAGACCUGAAGCAACAGGCUGACACUUCUCGUUCUCGGCUUGAGAAGAAAGUCUUCAAUAAAGGGGCCAUGAAACGGGUCAUGAAAGCCAUGAACCGCGUGGACCAAAGGAAGCACGAGAAGUUUGCCAACCAGUUUAACUAUGCACUGAAUUAAAUUCUUAAUCACCUCUGCCCUUCUUUAUUACAAGAGUGCAACUGCAAAACCCUUAAUCAAAGAUAUUUGUAUUUAUACUACAAUACUUUGCUAGGCACAUUUUUACUGGUGUCAUUUUUAAAUUGUUUCCAAGUUAACUUAUUUGAUAAUGAAUAUUAAUUUUGGAAAAGAUGUGGUGGUGUGGAAUUGAAUGCAUUUAAAAAGUUGAUAAUUAUUUGAAAUAUGCAUGAAAUAGAGAUGUUUUAUGACUUGUA
This is a messenger RNA of Passer montanus (Eurasian tree sparrow), 2603 nucleotides long. It is a transcript of the gene UVSSA, whose product is annotated as UV stimulated scaffold protein A. The transcript has 13 exons. Gene Ontology annotation, biological process: transcription-coupled nucleotide-excision repair; response to UV. Bases 154 to 2349 code for a protein of 731 amino acids. Lineage: Eukaryota; Metazoa; Chordata; Aves; Passeriformes; Passeridae. Gene Ontology annotation, molecular function: RNA polymerase II complex binding. Gene Ontology annotation, cellular component: chromosome. The record is from RefSeq and is a predicted model, not a curated record.